Molecule: messenger RNA, 3872 nt
Organism: Meriones unguiculatus (Mongolian gerbil)
Lineage: Eukaryota; Metazoa; Chordata; Mammalia; Rodentia; Muridae
Gene: Lrrc66
Product: leucine rich repeat containing 66
Exons: 5
Coding region: 340-2955 (871 amino acids)
Molecular function (GO): protein binding
Source: RefSeq, a predicted model, not a curated record
UAAUGAGCUUCUUCUAUGUUAGCACAAGCACACAGAUUCUAAAUACGGCUGGAGACUGGGGGCAUCGGACCUGUGGGUAUGAGAGGAUAUGAGAAGUAGAAAGCUGUGCAUUCCCAGGUUAGAUAGUCUCACCUUCUGUGCCUUACAAAAGCUUCUCCCCAAUGGCCCGGGGAAGAGUGUGCACUCACUAAGGAAGGAGCCAGGAGAUGAAAGGGUGGGGGCUGGCUGCAGAGCUGAGUAGGAGGGGCGGAGCCUCAAGGGCACAGACCUCAAGUCCCCACAUAGCUGGAUCAGCUGGAGACAGACCAGCUAGGAACUAGCCAAGGACCCUAAGGCAUUAUGAAAGACCUCUACGUCAGAGUUACUAUCAUAGUUGUAAGUCUUUGCUUUGCAAGAACAGCGACAAACCCAUCAAGAAAAAGCAGUAUAUCUCUCAGUUCCGAGUACCAGUGGGACGGGUAUCUCCUGGCAAACUGUUGGCCUUCUCCAAGACACUCCUCACAGAGAGCAGACACCGAGGAGGUGAGCCUCCAUUUCCUUCAAAUCCUCUCCCAGUCUUACACAAAAGGAGGGUGGCAAAUGAGACAUCUGGACCUCAGGAACCACCGCCUAUCAAAAAGGACCCUCGGGCCUCGGGCCCAUGUACGUGCUCUGGAGACGCUCACGCUCAGCGACAAUACCAUCCGUUGCCUCUCGCUGGGUCUGCCCCUGCCCCGCUCCUCCCAGCAAAAGCGCCCCAGAAGCGGCUCCCACCGCGGAUGCCCCCGGGGAAAGGUGCUGAUUCUUCAAAGAAAUCCACUCAGUGCUACUCCUAAAGGACGGUGGAAGCUGAUGUCAUUGCGGAGUCCGGAUCUGUCAUUCAACGGGAUAGUUCAUGUCGGGCUGUCUGAUUUCCGUGGCUGCCUGCAGCUGGAGACCAUCUAUUUAAAGAAAAACAAGAUACGCACGAUCCACCCAGAUGCCUUCAAAGGGCUCAAAAAAUUACAGCAGGCGGUAGGCCUCAGAAGCAAUGCGCUGACCACCCCUGUACCAGUUGUGGCCAUUGUUCUAGAAGUGCCCCACCUGGAACUUGACUUGACUGAUAACCAGUCACUAUGUGGUGAGAACAAUGCCAGCUUCCAAAACAUCACCUCUGUGUCCUGGAGGGAAGAGUGGAAUGCCAUCUGCAAUAUGUCUGUGGGGAUGGAGAAACCUCAUCUGGAGACUCCUCGGAUCCGAAUCUCCAGGGACACACACCUUCCUCACAGGAGCGACUUGAAAAGCCUCAUCCAGAGCACAGCAGAGAGGCCCCGGGAAGGGACGCACAUGCACCGCUCUACCCUGGGAAAGGAGGCACGGGUUGGCUAUGAUGAGUUCGAGGAGAUACGGCCACAGCCCUCCGCAGAACUCAGAGACUCCCAGGACGAACAUGUCACUGACGGAGAGGACAGCAAUCCCCCGAACCUUGUCCUGGCCGUCUGCCUGUCAGUGUUCAUCACGUUUGUGGUGGCUUUCCUCCUGGGGGUUUUUGCUAGGCCCUAUAUUGACAGAUUACGGUCACAAGGAGGCCUGAAGAAAAGGCCUGGCUCAGAUAACGCCUAUUCCAACGAGGGCUUCUAUGACGACAUCGAAGCUGCCCAACAUGUCCAGCACCAAGGGACAGAGCUGCGCCAAGCUUCCCACCACCUAAACCUUUACGAGAACCAGAACCCUCCCUGGCUGACAGAGCCAGUCCCACAUGGUGCUGUCGUGGCGCAAAGGAUGCUGGGCAGCAGCGGAGUGGCCCUCAGUAGUCAGCAGAGCCCAGUGCCAUGCGAGAACAACCCUGGGCCGAGAAGUGGAGAUGGCAGCGUGUUCCCAAAUGGCCAUGCCAUCCACGCUGCGCUCCGUGGCCUUCCAAACACUGAUACUCACCAGCCAAGGUCAGCAGGGCAAGAUCGCUACGACGUUCUCGAAGAAUCACAUUAUGACACGGUGGCCCAGGAGUAUUCGUCCCUUGACGAUGUGACAGAUGGAUCUUCCAUUGCUAGCCCUCUGAGAGCUUUCCCCAGCUCCACCCACAAUGGCUGGGGUGAACUGCAACCGUCACGGUCAAGAGACGCUGUAGCCUCCUUCUCUAACACUCAAGGGGCUGGGAACAGUAAGGAAAGGGGGUGCCCCGAACCUCCAGAAGCCAUGGGCUCACAGAUGGAAUCUUCUGAGGAAAGGCAGGCGAGCAGUUCCAUUAGGGAGCUGGCCAGACAGCAGCCAUGCCUCCAGGAAGCUGAUGCUGAGGAAAGGCUUUCCAGUGUCUACAGUAAGGUCCUAUACGACGACCCAGGAGAUAUAGACCUGCGCUCCCUUAUGCCGCGAUGGGGCGCUGGCCUUCGUGUCGCUCCUGCUCUAGAAGAGCCUGUGCAGGGAGACGCUCCUUUUGACCCUCAUUAUGAUUUGGAGGCCAACUAUGAGUCUGACUCAGACGAGGGCUCUUUGUUCACCCUCAGUUCCGAGGGUUCGGAGGACAUGAGGGGCUUGACGGAAGAACAGGCAUCUGUUGAGAAUGGUGGGUCCAGUCAGACCCUCCCCAGCAGGAUUUUGGGAGAAUACAAGGACAAUGUGACAGCAGCAGAAAGUGCUGAGGACGUCGCUUCACAAAGGAAUCUAGAGAAAUGUGAAACUGGGGAAGCUCGGUUUGGAAAUCCUCUCAUUUCUGGUCCAGACUCUUGUUUGUGUGAGACACACCUGGAAAGUGGCUCUAACUCCCUUGGCCCUGAGAAUACAUCAACCUGGAUCCAACCCUCAGGCCAUAAGCCGUCACAGUGUGAGACUCAAGGCACACUUAGACAUGAUGGUGACAUGGGGACCCAGUCUGAGUCGGCAAACUGGCACUACUCCCUUAGAGACCUGGAAUUCCCAAAUGUGGACAGUUUGCCAUCACCAUCGUACUGUGAUGGCGACUCCUCAGAUUCUGAGGAGCACUCCACCAGUGAAAAGUAAACACUUGUAAGUGGCAAGCUCCCAUGGCCUGGGGAUAGAGCUCUGUUGGUAGAGCAUUUGCUCGCCAUGCAUAAAGCCCUGGCUUCAAUCCACAGCACUAUAUAAAUAAUAUAAACUGGGCACAGUGGCACAUACUGGCAUCCCAGUACUUGGGAGACAGAGGCAGGAAACAGGCAGUGCUGUGCCCAGUUCACAACCCCCAAAAGACCAGGAAUAGACUCUGCUGUAAAUACGUUUUUGUUUUUUUUUUAAUUGUAUACACCUUUGAAUACAGGAUGCAAACAGGAUGUGGAAACAGGAGAAGAAUGCGGACCCUCGGUCUAGGGGAACAAAGUUUUUAUAGGGCAAAACCACAAGCAGGGACUUACAUGCUUUGGCGUUACAUGAUUGGGUAAGGGAGAUUGACUUUUGAAAUGAUUGGUCCACUUUAGGCGCCAAGACAACAGACAGUUCUGGCCUGGUCAUAUGGGUCGGUUUCCUAGCAACUGUAUAACUAGUGGGCGAGGAAAGAUUGCAUUAAGCUAGUUUCUUUUCCCAGGUGGCUGGACAUAUCUCCACUUGGCUGACCUUAGUUCAGCCUUGUGCUUUAAACUUUAAAAUAACAGCCACUGAUUUUGAAUCCUUUGGUCUCUCAGCAGGGACCGAAACAACUUCUGCGGGGUGGGCAAUAGAAUGUUCUGGCAAAUGUGGGCCCUACUGCUCCAACAAUCAGCUCAAGAUAGAUGUCAGACAUCUACAUGACAGGACCCAGCCUCCCACUCGGAUUCCAGGGUCACAUCCUCAACUGCAGUUACCCAAAUCUGCACAGUCAUCCUGGAGCCUAAACGCCAUCGCUUUUCUUCACAAUUAUGAGCUCCAAAAUCCACCUGUUAGUCAACAGUAUCCUGGUGUCAGUCCAUUAAACCCAUUUUACAGUC